Messenger RNA from Saccoglossus kowalevskii, 1641 nucleotides. RefSeq names its product NXPE family member 4-like. The record is from RefSeq and is a predicted model, not a curated record. Lineage: Eukaryota; Metazoa; Hemichordata; Enteropneusta; Harrimaniidae.
AUGUCAAGUGUUUCAAAAAGAGUCAGCAAACCAAUUCUUGAUUUGAGAUUUAUUGUCGGAAAACAACAAUGGCAGCAUAUGUUAAGAUUGCGAAAUGAGAAAGACUAUAUUCAUGUCAUCCCGGUCUUCCAUGGAGUAGAAGAUACGAGCUUUUAUAAACUAAUUCAAUCAUCGCGAAGAAACCAAAGUUACAACAACAGUUGGAACGUACAUGGCGGACAUAGAGGAAGCAUGGGAAGAACUAGCGCUAUCAAAUCAGAUGUAAUAAUGCAAACUGACAUUGAUUAUAUUCACUUUGGUGAUGUCAUAACCGUUCGUGUCAUAGCACGUGAUAUCAAUGGACGUCGACGAAUACUAGGUGGAGAUUUAUGGCGUGCGUCUAUUUAUAACACCACCAGACAAUUUGCAUCUAUGGGUAAAGUGAUUGACCAUAACAAUGGAACAUAUACUAUACACUUUUACGCUGGUAGCCCAGGGGUUGUGAAUUUGAAGGUUGUGCUAGUUUUACAGAGAGAAGCGAUAAAAUAUCAGAAUGAUGUGUUCAGACCAACAGAGAAACGAGCAUCUUGGGAGGGAGUCUUUCGAAGUAACAAUAUAACUGAAACAUCUCGUUGUGUACUAGUUAGAGACAGCUCAUGGAUGGAUAAGUGCGAAUUUCCACAUCCAAGAGCUUUGGGAAAGACUAUAUUCUUAUGUGAUCUACCAGACUCAUUGCGUUGCAAUACCCUCACUUCAAUAUCAAAUGUAGCAUCUGAGACAUAUGUAGAUAUUAUGAAAAUAGAUGGUGAAAGAAAGAAAUUGUUCAAAACGCCGAAUGCAGCACAGGUGUUGACAAGCAGUAUUUCUAAAUUUAUCAUCCAGCCAGAGGGUGAAUUAUUGUUAGACGGUGAUGAAAACAACAACAUUCCCCAAUGUGAUGACGAUUUACCUGAGCCAACAAGUGACGGAUAUUGGCUUGGUACGAGAUGGCACUCUUUAGUAUGCAACGCCAAACAAUGGAAUGAUGUAGCAGAGGUACAAAAUUGCCUUCGAGACAAACACGUGUUUUUACUAGGUGACUCUACUUCAGUUCAGUGGUUGAAGAAAGUGCUUGAAAUUGCAGGAUAUCCACAACAAGUAAACGAUAGCAACUGGCGCAAAACUCUCGCACCGGUACCUGGUUCAUACAAUAUUACAGUGAAGAACGCGUACGCAUGUGAUAUGAUGGACAUACGAAACAAUAUCAAUUUUACAUUUCGACACCAUGCUUUGUCUCGUCACAAUGAAAUCCCAAUUCCGCGUUUUCCUUUCUUUGUUGACACUCUGGACAACAUGGCUGCUCCAAAAUGUAACUACGUAAUCGCUAUAGGUUUAUGGGCGCAUUUUGACACUUGGACGCUGGAUAGCUUUGAGGAAUUACUCGUAAAUAUUCGUUCAAGUAUACAACGACUUAAAGCUAGAUGUCCAAACACCGUAAUAGCUAUAAAAGGACCCCAUGAGAGAAAUAUGAUAGCUAAUUACUGGAUCUUGUAUGACAUGAUUCGCAUAUUGAAGGAAACCUUCAGGGUGUGGUGUUCUGAGCGGGAAAUCGACCCAGCCUUCGAAAUGGUGGAAGCUGUCAAAAAUAUUGAAGUAUUGAAGACGGGAAAGAACACAGCAUAA